Nymphalis io (European peacock) is the source of this 744-nucleotide messenger RNA. It is a transcript of the gene Alg13, whose product is annotated as UDP-N-acetylglucosamine transferase subunit ALG13 homolog. Gene Ontology annotation, biological process: dolichol-linked oligosaccharide biosynthetic process. NCBI's taxonomy places the organism in Eukaryota, Metazoa, Arthropoda, Insecta, Lepidoptera, Nymphalidae. Gene Ontology annotation, molecular function: hexosyltransferase activity. The transcript has a single exon. The record is from RefSeq and is a predicted model, not a curated record. Bases 103 to 618 code for a protein of 171 amino acids.
UAUUCUGUGGUUGAGUGUGUUUACAAAAUGAAUGUCAAAAUAUGUCAAAUUACGAUUCACUAAGCAAAGAAUAAAUACAUUUUUAUUUUAAAGACGUUGAAUAUGCAACCGGAGUACAAAAAAUGUUUUGUGACAGUCGGAACGACACGUUUCGACCUCUUAUGCAAAUUCAUCCAAUCAUCACCCGUACUUCUCGCUCUAAGAAAAAUGGGAUGCAAGAAUAUUACGGUUCAAAUAGGAAACAGUGACGUUGAACCGGGUGAUUUUGAGAAAGACGGUAUAAAAUUACAUCUUUAUAGAUUUAAAAACUCACUAAAAGCCGAUAUGACAAACGCUGAUUUAAUAAUAAGUCAUGCAGGAGCAGGAAGUUGUUUAGAGGCUUUGGACUUAAACAAACCCCUAUUAGUCGUUGUAAAUGAAGAUUUAAUGAAUAAUCAUCAAUUAGAACUGGCAGAUCAACUGCAUGUUGAUAAACAUCUUUACUACUGCACAUGUGACACUUUAGCGACCACACUUGAGACUGUGGACUUCAGCUGGUUGUCACCAAUGUCAAAACCAAGCCCUCAUGCUUUUGUGAAAUAUAUAAACAGUGUUUUUAAGGUUAUGGAACAUUCAUAAUUAUACAUUAUUUGAAAAAAGAAUAUUUUUCGGUAUUAGAAAUUAAAAUUGUGAUAAUAAUAUACAUGUAUACAAUAAAUAUUUAAUUCACUUUAAUAUAAUUACUACUAAUUACUACUUAGAUUA